CACCUGUGUUUAAUGAGUAGCCACUACAUACUAGCCAUAUACUAUUUGAAAGAGUUUCGUGACUUUCUUGUCAAACAUUUAUAUCACUGAUCAAUUUAAUAUAUUUUUGUUUAAUUUUCAAUAAUUGCAAAGCAAAAAAAAACGUUCAAAAUCAACGGUAAUGUUUUUAAGUGUAAAAUAUUUCUAAGCAAUUGUAUUUGAAGCUCAAUAUUCCUAGAAAAUUUGUGUUUCGAAAAAAAGCCAUUCUUAUUGUGUGACAAGGCUAACACGCCCAUUCAAAAAAGCUUUAAUUCUUCAAAAUAAACGCGUCAAAAAUGAGGAACUAUACAAUAAUUAGUGCUGUUUUAUUCUGCAGUUUUAUCAAAAUUGCCACUUCGAUCAGUUGUUAUGUUUGUAAUGCCACCGAUUCGUCGUCACCGUUCCAGUGUGGUGAAUGGUUUGAACGCUACGAUACGCCCGAUAUCGUACCGCAAGAUUGUUCAAAUGUGUAUGGUGCCAAAUAUUGUAUAAAACAUAUCGGCCGUUUUGAAGCCAGUUCGAUAAAAUGCUAUCAAUGUUCAUCGGCUGAUACGAUAAACUGUGCCGAUAUAAUGAUCGCUCAACCAGAUUCACCAUUACAACCAGAAGACUGUUCACAUGUGAUUGAUGCAAAAUUUUGCGUCAAAUCAACUGCACUCAAUGGUGGUAUUGGUGCAAAACGUUUUUGUUCAUCAAAGGAUUUAGGAAAUUACUGCAACUACGUGGAGAACAAAGGUGAUCGAAUGGAAUAUCGUUCGUGCAUUUUCACUUGUGACACAGAUGGAUGCAAUCAUUCAAAUCAAAUUACGUUGAAUCGAAUGGUAUUCGGUGGCUUCCUGACAAUUAUCUUCACUAUGAUUAAACUAUUAGUGUGAAACCGUCCAACAAAGAGUCUCUCAAUGUUAAGAAAAUUAUAUUUAAUCCUAAGAUUAAGCUGCUGAAAUGCCGUCCAUUUGCAUGUUUGUGUAAAGAGUCCAUAAAAAAAUAGAUUGAUGAAAAGUAGUGAUAGAGAUUUUUUUCUAUUUUAAAAGUCAAUAUUUACCACUUUUGAAAAGUUUUUAUU
Molecule: messenger RNA, 1081 nt
Organism: Contarinia nasturtii (swede midge)
Lineage: Eukaryota; Metazoa; Arthropoda; Insecta; Diptera; Cecidomyiidae
Gene: bou
Product: U-scoloptoxin(05)-Cw1a
Exons: 4
Coding region: 315-893 (192 amino acids)
Biological process (GO): sleep; regulation of synaptic transmission, cholinergic; positive regulation of voltage-gated potassium channel activity
Source: RefSeq, a predicted model, not a curated record